AUGGAAUCGUUUGCCGAAGGGCGUGUGGAACAGCGACUGCAAGCAGCUUUGGAACGGGUUCGAGUCAUACUGGAUGCAACGAAAGAUCCGCAAGCAGCUGGCGACGUUCACCAUCAGUAUGAAGACAAGUACUUGCUGGUGGAGGGCGUGACCAAUGCGGCAAUUGCGUCGCAACUGAACUCGCUUGGCGCUUUGGGCCUCACCAUGCAGCACGUGCAGAAGCUCCAAGAAUGGUCCAAAGAAAAAGUCGUGUCGUUCCAAUUCAUCGCCGAGGAGGCAUGUAACUACCUGCGGGAGGAAACGCGAGAAGAAGAAGAUCCGACAAGGCAUGUCGAAGAGGUUUCUGUCCGCGGUGCUCUCCAGGCGGCCUUCACCAGCAAGGUGGUUACGAAGAUAACAGAGUACUUCUGGAAGUUUGAAGCCAAGUAUGAGCUUCUAGCAAUCAGAGGAGUCGGCGAAACUGCGGAUGACAGGCUGUGCUUGAUGACGCGCACAGGACAAGCAGAGUUGAUAACAUCGGCGAAGCAGUCACCGCGACCGGAGGUGAAGAAGCCCGCGGUCAAAUUGCAGGUGAAUGCGAAUUGGCUCUUCCGCAAUUUGAAGAACGACAAGGUUGCGCCUGGUUUCACUGUGAACCGGCUUGCCAAAGACUGCAAAACUCCGAGACGCAACGAAGAUGUCCAGCAGGCAUACCACCACUGCGAGCGCGUUGCCGUUUUCGCCAAGCAGGCAUCCAGCUAUCUCUCUGGGCUUUUCCAGAUACAAACUGCCGCCAAGAAGUCCCUGGACCUCGCAGCCCUCCGAGGAGAUGACAGUGUCUUCAGCCCUGUACUGCCUGUCAUGGUUCAGAGCUCGCAGGCGGCGAUCGAGGAUCUAGGUCCUGCCGGGGAGGCCCUGGUCCUUGUGGAGUCAGUCCAUGAGGAGGCCCAAAGCAACGUGCAGAUGACUGUCCAGGACUCUAACCGGCUGCUUCAGGAAGAAGUGCGGACUCUGAAAGGGAAGCAGGCCGAUCUUGCAGAGGCCUUCCCGGAAGAUGGCCUUGCCACGAGGACAGAGGCCUUUGCGGUCGUCGCCUUGCAGCAUGUCGCCCGAGUGUGUUCCAGCUGGGCCGAUGCAGUCGGCUACGUAGAGGACAUGCUCCGCAAGCAGUUAGCUGCCGCCAUCGGCAAGGAAGUUUCUCCGGCAGACUUUGCAGCAUAUAUGAGGUUUCAUUAUCGCAAGCUCUUCCACGAGGCAUUCCUGCCGAAGCCUCUCUGCUUCUCCGUUCGCCGUUCUGAUACGCACAGCCCGGAGGGAACCGUGAGCAUCGAAGAAGCGGUAGUGGGGCCGGGUGGCGACUCCAACAUCAACAGUCCCAUCGUGACCAUGGUGGCUAGCACUGCCGAGUCGGCUCCCAUGACUUUUCCGCUCAACGCGUCGACAAACGUGACUUUCGCUGGGGAGCGGCACCUCCACGCCUGGCUCUCGCACCAGUUCUCGGGACAGUCGGGCUGCGAGCUGUCGUUGGUGGCACGCGCCAGGCAGUUCAGCUCAAUGCUAGUUCUGAUCGGACGAGUUUCGUCUGCAACCAGCUUCGACCCGAAGUAUGCAGCCAUCAUCCAGAACAAGGAUGAGCUGACCAUACCUUUGAAUCUGUCGACGAUCCCAUCCCCAAAGGAGUUCAAAGAUGCCAUCGAGUCUCUCUCACCAGAGCAGCAAGCCUUCGCGAAAGCCUUCCGCGCGAUGCAGCUGGAGUCGACACUGUUCGGCGUGCUGGUGGUGCAGAUCAAGCCGCAGCUGGAGCGCGUGCUGAACCUGGCGGACGACAGCCUGACGAAGGAGAUCAAGCUCACACAAGAUUUGAUGCAGCUUUUCAUCAAGUAUCAGAUCCCCAGUGACUUGCUCUCCUUUGACGCCACCUCCGGCGAGGCGGAGCUCUUGAAUCCCACAGCGGCCGAGCGCUUGGAGCGCGUGAAAGGACAUGUGCAGGCGAUGCACGAGAUGCUGGCUCAGGCUAAGCAAGAGGAGAUCCAGGAUCGAGAGCAAGCAGUUCUCUACGACGAUCCCUUUGCGAACCAGCCGAAAGGCAAGGGUGCUGCUCUCAAACACAGAGCCCGGCCGCAAGCUGCAAUGAAGCAUGCAAUCCAGCUUUCAGCUGCCCCGGCUCCCGUGCUGCACGCGCAAUCCGCGAUGAUGCCGGUGCCAGCGCCACCGUGCGCUGCAGCGGGCGCCGCGCCGGUCCUUUGUGGAGCUCCUCCCCCCGCACCGCCGCCACCGCGGCAGCAGCAGGAGCCGCAGCAGCAGCAGUCGGUGCCGCAGCCCACUCAGAAGUUUCCCGAGGAAGCCGGUUCGGUAGGGGCCAGCUCCGGCACCCGGGACUACACGCAGGUGCCAGUUGAAAUGGACCAGCGCUUUGAGAAGCUAGACACCGACAAUUCCCUCCGGCCGACCAUCAUCAAUCCCGGUGAGAGGUGGACAAAGCAGUCUCAGAAGGCGUUGUUGGCCAGCCCUUCUACGUCUCAUCUGUCCAAAGCAGAGCAGAAGACGGAAAGAGAGGCCGCCUUCGACCUCCUGGAUGCCCUGACGAAGUCUGGAGCUUUGCCCCUGACCCACGCGAGCCUGCACGUGGUAAUCGCAGCGACGCAUUGCUUCGACAAGACCGUCACGGAGACCGUCAUCCAGAACAACGUCAACCCCAUUGCGAAAGUUGAGCGAUCCUCACUCAUCAUGGCCUCCACGGUGCAUCAGAAACCGGUGCAAGACCUCAUCAAAGAUGAGCAAGUCCAGAGAGUGACGGACGCCUCCCCGCAGCUCUUCCUGGAAGACGCUAGCUGA
This is a messenger RNA of Symbiodinium sp. CCMP2456, 2814 nucleotides long. Lineage: Eukaryota; Dinophyceae; Suessiales; Symbiodiniaceae. The record is from the annotation of a GenBank genome assembly.